Molecule: messenger RNA, 811 nt
Organism: Hyla sarda
Lineage: Eukaryota; Metazoa; Chordata; Amphibia; Anura; Hylidae
Gene: EFCAB11
Product: EF-hand calcium binding domain 11
Exons: 6
Coding region: 156-701 (181 amino acids)
Molecular function (GO): calcium ion binding
Source: RefSeq, a predicted model, not a curated record
GCUCGCUGGGUGUUGUAGUACAGAGUGAUAAAUACAGGACUGACAGGACCUUUCGAUAGGAGCCAAUAGACGGCUUGUUUACACUGACGUCACCUGCCAGUGACCAAUGAGAUGCAGCGUUAGGUUUGCGCGGCCCUUUCAGAUCCUGGGUUGCUAUGGAGACGCGGCCUGCAGGAGUCUACGGGGUCAGUGAGGCGUCGGUUGUGUCCGGUGUAGGAGGCGGCAUGUCAGGUGCGGGGCCCCGAGGAGUGAGGGACUCGGACCGGAGGAGGUUCCUGCAGGUUUUCCAGGCUUGUGAUAAAGGCCAGAAAGGAUACCUGAGCAGGGAGGAUCUGAAGGUGGCUGUGGUGAUGUUAUUCGGCUAUAAACCAUCUAAGAUUGAAGUGGAUACGAUGAUGUCGGACUUGGUAAAUGGGAACACUGGAGGAGUGAGGGCGGAUGAGUUUGUGAAGCUGAUGGCCCUGAAGAGGAGCGCACAGAUGAGCUUCGGAGACCACAGGCAGAUCUUUUCGGUGUUUGAUACGCACUGCCGCGGAUUUUUAAACUUGGACGACUUUAAGCGCGCCUUUAAUCGAGUGGCCCCGCAUCUCUCCGAGCAGACGGUCAUUGAGGCUUUCAGGGAAGUGGACGGAGACUCUGACGGACUCGUGUGCUACAAAGACUUUGAAUAUGUUAUGAAUUACGGUGAGGACGAAGAUUAGAUAGUAACACAGCCUCAUAACACAUUAAACUAAGGAGCAUUUAACCCAUAAAACAAAAAAUCCACAAUAAACCAAAACCUGUGUGUCGUUACUCAAUGUUUCCCAACCAG